AGUACCAUCAGUAGUCAGUCUCACAGCAGCUUCAACGCACUCAUACAUACAUACACACACACACAUAGUGAGGACGUAAAAGGAGAUAGUUGCAAGAAGGAAGCAAAGAGAUUCUCGGCUAGUCUCUCUUCUUUUUGUCUCCUGUUUUUUGCAUUCCUGAUAUGACCCUGUUCAGCCCAAGAUACACGAGCAUGAGUGGAGAGUUGAAGUCCAGCCGCUCCAGGGCAGCGAGUAAGAGGGCCAGCAACACCACUUAUGGAUCUGAGUUAGACCUGGAGUAUGAUAGCUACCAUGAGGACUACUAUGACAGGGUGUAUGACUACCAGCGUGUGCCGGCCUCCUUGUCUCCUCUCCCUCUGGGACCCAGUCUGGCCAAGCGAUCCCGUUCCUCCUCCUACUCCACCGGGCACAGACGCAGUCGAGACAGAACCCACUCCAAAAGCUCACGAGCCCACUCAACUAGUUCAUCCACAGCCAAGUUGGGCAUGGAGGAGUUGCAGGUGAUUAAAAAGGAGCUGACUCUGAUAAAGACACAGAUCGAUGGUCUGCUUGACAGUCUGGACAGGAUGGACACACAGCGGAAUGACCACAAAGGUUCUCCACUGAGAGAGGACAGUCCAGCUGGCUCAGGGUCCGCUCUGUCCGCCAGCAGUCCUGAGCACUCCCUCUCCUCCCUCUCCCCACCCAGCGCCCGCCAUCGAAUCCACAGGGAGCCCGAUGAUGACCACCACACGAUGAGCAACCACAGCUCAGACCCAGAGGAGGAAAUAUGAAGGAGGAAAAUAAGAAGACAUAGAAGACGUGGAUUAAGUGCCAAACAUGGAGGAAGAGAACAUAAACUAUGAAGUCAACACACAUAUCAGAGGAUCAUCUCCCCUCCAACAGAUUGUUCAUUUCUGACAACACACCAUCUAAUUGUUUCACAACAGUUUGGUUUCUGUGAAGUAGUUUGAGGAAAUACCAAAACACUGACACUGGUGACUUUAACACAGUAAGUAAGCUACAUACACAUAAUUGUGAAGAUUUUGUUAUGUUAAAGUGAGAGAGAGAGAGAGUGGGAUCUUAUCCUGAGAGUAAUUAUAAAGAUUACCUAGAGGCAUGGUGGUAAAUUAAACUUACUUUUAAUAAUCCUGCCUAGGCAGACCAUCCUAUUGUACUGUGUUAACUGGGUUGUACAGCAGCAAUUUUCCAGUAUUAAUACAGAUAUUGCAAUAUUAAUCCAAAUGAGACAAUAGACUUCUCUGAUUAAAAAAUUAUGUAAGCAGCUUACCAGAUUAGCUUGGUCGCAUUAAAAGUAUUUUUCUAAACAUGCUGCAAAAUGUCAAACUGUUCCCACAGAAAUCCUUAAUGUGCUGUAAAUCUAGUGUCAAAAUGAAGCUGUUUAGUUUCUGCUGAAUAUCCAGAAACUGUCAAAUUAAAAGAUUGACUCCUGUCUUUUUAAAAUAUGUGUAUUUCUUUGUGAUAAAGCCUAUGUCUAAGUCUAUGUCAGAAUAAAAAAUAAAUAAUGCAAACCCAAUAUAGAAUGAGGCAGACCCAUAAAGAGUGGGUGGAUUUAACCAUUUGAACAGCUAAGGAUUAUUGUCAUUUUCAGGAUAAGGGCAUAGACUAGUGUGUGCAUGUAAAGUAGAAAUGAAACUCUCUCUGCAAAUGCCAGACUGUUUUGACCCUUCAAAGGAAAUCUAUACUCACUCAGAUUUGAUCACUGAAGAGUUUAUUUUCUUCCUAUACCCGACUUACUGUGAAGUAAAUUCAAAAUGUAACAAUCAGAGUAGAUCAUAGUUAUCACUGAGAGGCUGAAAAGAUCAUUCAGGAGGGAAUAAAAGUUGUUUUCUGUUUGAAAUGUCAUUGUGACUAACAUAAAUGUUCUAGAAAUGAUCCUGUUGAAGAAAUAAAGGUGUUUUCCCUAUUUUAGAUAUAUUAGAGGAAUGUUUCAAAUGCUCUUCCACCAUGUAUUUGGCACUUUAAGACAUGCAGACGCGCAGGUCAGUGUGUAAUAUUGUGUAUUACUGUAAACUUUUCUGUAAUUGUUGAACUGUCUGAUUUGAACCUUGCUUUAGGACUUCACAUAUGUUUGUUUUUUUAAAAGAAAAUAAGCAAUGUAUGAAGAUAAUUCAUAUUGUGUUACAUGUUUUUGUUUGCAUUCUUAAAAUAAGCCAAGUGGAAUUACUCCAUGUCACAGUAGUAAAAGUAUUUUCAUAUUGAGUAUAAAUACAGUAAAUGGUAGUGUGUUUUUAUUUUAUUUUAAACUGACAUUUGGAUAAAUAAUGGAAAGAAUGUGAGGCAGAUGGCAUUAUAUAAACAAACAAUUUUGAUAUCGUGACAAUGAUGGAAGUGCAUGUCCUGUUUUAAAACUGGGGUGGUGAGGUGCAUUAAUGUUACAAUAAUUGAAGGAUACUAUAAAAAACAAAGGAACACAGUAAGUGGUGCCAGAUUAUGGCAUGGCACGUUGAACCAGCAACGUCACUGUUCCUUCAAACAUGGAGCAAUCGAAGGGGACCGGAAAGGACAUUUUUCCUUAUAUACAUAUUUCUGUGUGUGUUGGAUCCCAAUCAACAGACUGCAGCUGAUUCUAGUGGAAGAUGUUUGUCUGUUACUUUUUUCAACAGUAGGCUACAUAGUGUCUGGCUGACCUACACUAAACUAUUCCACAAACCAAAGAAUUGUACCUGCAGACUAUGCACCAUCAGCUGUUUCUUUUACAGCCAUCAUGUUCUGCUGAUGAAGCCAAAUAAGUGAAGAGGAGACUUGAGACACUAAAGAUUCAUGUACUUUUAA
Messenger RNA from Labrus bergylta (ballan wrasse), 2775 nucleotides. Its product is annotated as heterogeneous nuclear ribonucleoprotein C. Gene Ontology annotation, molecular function: RNA binding. Gene Ontology annotation, cellular component: nucleus. Lineage: Eukaryota; Metazoa; Chordata; Actinopteri; Labriformes; Labridae. The record is from RefSeq and is a predicted model, not a curated record.